AAGCCUGCGUCUGGUGGAGGGAGAGUGAGCGGGGCUGCCCUGAAUGGAUUGACAUAAGAGGGAUUUACAUUUGAACGGUGCUCCGCCAGGACCUGCAGCCGAGAGCCUUCCAUCCAGCUGCAUGCGCGCUCCCACCGUCGGUGCUCGGACCAUGUCCAUGUGUCAUCGUCGAAAGAGGCUUGAAGUUAACAAUCUAUAUUCUGCCGAGGAGGGGAAACCAAUACAAGGUCUCGCUGUCUCGCUGGAGCGGAGUAUUAUUAGCAGUUCAGACAGUGCAACUGUCUCGCUGUGGGGAUGCACUGCAAUAACACACUAACAGCGUCAUUAUUCACAGUUCAAGGAUAAUACACAAAAAAAAGAAGAUUUUAAGAAGAAAAUUUAACAUUUUUGUCUAAGCAAGGAGUAAACAAUCACCUGGCUCCCAUGCUGGCUGCCAGAAGUCCUCUCCUCAACACCCUCAGCCAUGCCUGCUACUACCACCAGGAGAAAGACUCUUGCUCAGAGGAGGAAUGGCCAGAGAGGGACCAGCACCAAGGGGCAAAUCUGUAACACAGAUAAAGCCAGAGGAAGAGCAACAGAAAAGCCCCUGAAAACACCUGCAGAAUCCACAAGGUCAUCAGCUAGAGCUCAAGCAAAGUCAGGUCGAAGUCCCUGUGGGAGGGGAGUUAAGGUGCCCACUGGUAAAGAUCACAGGGGGUCCCCUGGCAGAGUUAGCCAUGCUCCAAAUGUAACAGGUUCUACGAGGCUUAGACGAUCGAAGAGUCCGCCUAAAAGCUGUGACAAGUUACAAGCCCCCCUCGGGCGGAGGAAGUCCCAGCGAGGUGCACAAGAGUCUGCAGCCCCCAGCGAGUCUCCCAACCCUUAUAGAGGUAGAAAAAACAGCAGGGGGAGCACUGGGAGGACAGCAGCAUCACAGCACAGAAACACAAGAAACCAACCCUUUAACAUCAGCAUCAACAACUUGACUCUUGAUAAGGAAAAUGAGAAAGCUGACAACAGCAACGAUGAAGAAGUCCCAGCUGUAUAUCAUACAACUAAAGAUGAAGUUCCAGACAAUAUCAAAGACCAGGCUCUUGAAGUCAGUGACGCUAAAGAACACAGUCCUUUCAACGCUGAUUCACGAGCGUGUAACGACACACCGGGAGACAGUCUGCAGCACAGCUGUAGCACGCUUGUAACCCAGAAAGUCCAAAAGACUGUCAGCCAUAACAGCGAACAUGACUCCGAGCAGGUUCCAGGGUGCGCUGACAUUGAUAGACAGCGAACACUCUGUGAUGAUGGGCGUAAAGAUUGCCCCUCUGACACCUCAGAGUUAACGAGCGUUGGCUCAUCAGGGGUGCAGGCCAGCCGCGAGGGAAAUGACACUUCAUCUAUCCUUGGAAAUGAGCUUGAUCAUCUUGCCAGCAGUGGUAAGCCAGAUGGUGAGUGUAUUGUCCAACAGGAGCAGAGUAACAUGUCGAGCAUGGAAGGAAGAAGGACAGAUGAAAGUGUGACAGUCACUCAGAAAAAAGAGGACACAAAACAUGAGAGAGGACAGAGUUUGGAAGCAGGGAGGGGGGACGAGACACAGAAUGAGACUGCGGAAGAGAUGGAGGAGAUUGCUGAGAGUGCGGAGGGAGGAAACAUAGAAGAGCAAAACAGUGUUUCCAUCAGUUCUGCCGACUCCCAAAUCAGCACCGUAGCCCCUCAAAUCCCAGAUACACCUCAUUCUACGAAGAGAUUGAGUGCAGAGUCAGAUACACCUUCACCUGUGCUGCUAGUCUCCAACAUAGCUACCUCAAAUCCCACCAAAGCCCUCUCCACCUCAGACUCCCCUGAGUUUGAGGAUGUGAGCCAGGCUAAGACAGAUGCUCAACCUACCAUUCAUGGUGCUAAACCUCAACUCCCAGGGUCUUCAGCAGUCUCUGACACUGCCCCGAAGAUGCAGACCGUUAUAGUAAAAAGAAGUACUCCAGUUAUCAUCUGUAUGGAUUCCCUCAAACCUAGGAGCUCGAGGGAUUCCAGCCAUGGAGACUCACACCAGGCGCACUGCUUAGGGAUCCCAUCUCCAGGUAGAGAAACACAAGCUUGCACACCAGCAGAGACCAAAGACAAGCAAGUCAGUCAAGAACCACAAGGACCUAACUUCCAGAGAGAAAUACCUUUAUUCUCUUUGCCAUCAGUAACUCAGUCAAACACAGCUGCACCCCUCAACCUCAGCGAGGACGGCAUUCAGGUAGCAGUGCCAGAUCAGGACUUAGUGCCAAAGAUCUCCACUCCUUCUUUGGACAGCAUCUCCACCUUCUCCUGCAGCUCAGAAAGCACCCGCUCCUCUUUUUCUUUCGACACCGAAUCAGAGGCAGGAUACGGAGAGCUCGGCUUCUCUGCCCUACAAGGAACCUGGGGGCCGGAGGGGGCCAGUGUGCUCUCCACGACAACUACUCCCAAACCACAGAGGAAGGAGAGGAAGAAGCGGAACAGGUGUGGGACGUGCGAGCCAUGCCUCAGGAAGAUUAACUGUGGCCAGUGCAGCUGUUGCUUCAAUCGCAGGACCGGUCACCAGAUCUGUAAGCUGAGGAAGUGUGUGGAACUGAAAAGGAGAAGACCUUCAUCUGGACUCAGUUGCGCUGCUGCACAGGUGAUUCCAGAGAGUGGGUCGGUAAAUGGCAAAGGCAAGGCGGAGAUGGACGACACUCACAUGGCAGCGGAGGAGGAUGAGGGGGAGGAAGGCCACAUACCUCAAACGCAGACUCCCCCCAUCACCCACUCGCUCACCCACGACCUGGCCUCAGACCAAGGUGGACGGCCGGCACUUAUUAAAACAGAGCCUGGGCUGGAGCUGACCAGCAUUGCACUUCACCAACACGUACGCUCUUUUACAAAUGGUCAGAACGGUUCUGCUGAGAACCCGACAAAACCUAAUGGUGCUAAUAUGACCGGUGGAUCACACUCUGAUCUGACAACCGCAUGUAAAAGGACUACACUGACAUCAGAGCCUCUAAGGACUAUAAUAACUCCAGUCCCUAAAGACUGCUCUCAGAAUGGACCCAAGACUCCUCCAGAUGACAUGCCGGUUCCACUAAAGAAGAUUAAACUGGAGGAGCCGUGGGGGUGGAUCACUGAACAGACCCCCCCGCCACUGAAUGAUGGAGAUGAUGUGUGCGAAGACCCGCUUUCUACGCUGGCAGCCGUUGUCUGUCUGUCCGUCACGGAGAGGCAGGGACUGGAGCAGAAACUUUACAGCUCACGCUCUUCCAUUCUCUGCUCCAUCAAAACAGAACCACCAGAUUUGCACUUUGUCAAAAAAGAGAAAGACAUCAUAAAUAGUGAUGUUUCUCAGAAAAGCACUCCUGAUUACUUGCAAAGAACUCUCCAACCCAUCAAAACUGAGCCUCCUGCAAGCGUCCUCUUACCAAGUGUGCAGUCUUUGGCGGAGAAGAGAAAGCUUAGCUUUGAUCAGGCUAUUGCCAUUGAGGCUCUGACUCAGCUGGCAGCUAUACCUCAAAGCACCCUCGGUUCCAUUAAAGCUGAAAGUAAGUGUGAACAUCCCAUUUCUACUACUUCACCAUUUUCAAUUUCCAGUACAAAUGCAGCCUUGCAAGACUCUAAUCCCAAAGCAGCUACUCCCUACAACAAAGUCUCUGUCAUUAGUUCACCGCUACACCAGACAUCAGUGAUACGCCCUCCUGUGGCCAGACAAGGAAAUGUCAUCCAGUGUUCUCGAGGGUUCAGCUCUGACACAAAGCUGUCUCUGCCAGACCUCUUGGAGGCCCGCUCCAACGGCGAUAAAACACCUUGCAAGUGGAAAGAGCAGGGCUGCGGUGCUCCCGGCAUCAAAUCCGAAUGCAGCUAUAAAGACGCCGGUCUCACGGUGAUCUGUAAGGAUAAAGGGCGGCUGAUCGGGGAGGACAGAGACACAGUUGUGAGCAAGGUGAUGAGGAACAGAGAUGAGGAGGAAGUGGCAGCUCAGCUUGCAGACCUGGCUUUUAUCAUCCAGUCUCGACACAACCAGCUGUCGGAGAACAACCCUCCGAGGGGAACACCUGUAUCAGCUAUCAAGUACAACUACAAAUCCCAGGAAUCUCCCAGUCAGAAAAAAACUCCUCUAAAAAAAGCAAAAGCGAUGCCCUCCAGGCCUAGGAAGAGGAAAGGCGAGGGAUUAGAUGGGGUAAUCAACCGCAGGACCCCCCUCUCAAAGUGCAUGCCAAAUGGAGAGACGCCCCAUAGGAGCAGAGGCCAGAAGAGCCUCCCGCAUGGGAAAUCAAGCCUUCACCACAAGAACAACGUAUUUCUUCCCCAGGCUCAAAUUGACUUGAAGAGAUACGUGGCUGAAGCUGAGGAGGAAAGGAGGCAACUCCUUCAAAGUAAUAUACACAAUAACGGCCUCACAGGGCAGCAGACUCAGAACAACAGCACUCUAAUAAGGACCAGCUACACUCAUGGUCAAGAAAACCAGCCCUGGCCUCUUGACGAUGGUCCACUUCACCAACACAAUCCAUGCAAUGGUUACGCCGCAGGGCCAGAAGAGUGUCAUUUGUUAUCUCAGGUAACGCAGCCUUGUGGUGGGCUGCAGAACUGUGCUGAUCCCAACACCAGACCAGCAAAAACUGCCUUUGUCCGCCACGCAACUGGGCACCACGGUCUGGCGAAUGGGUUCUCAGGACCUUCUCAGUCCCCUCCUCCAAGCCAACAGGGUUACUACAAGCUGGAGCAGUCAGGACCCGUUACUGUCCUGAGCACGGCUUCAGACGGCGUUCAGGGCCACUCCGUAGAGUCAACUCCGACUAAGAGCAGCAUCAAUGGCUUUCUGGAGUCUCCAAUGAGCUUCCUGGAUACCCCUACCAAGAACUUGCUCAAUACACCUUCCAAAAAACUGGCUGAUCUUCCAUCCUGUCAGUGUGUGGACCAAAUCAUUGAAAAGGAGGAAGGGCCUUACUAUACUCACCUUGGGGCAGGGCCCAGUGUUGCUGCAGUGAGGCAGCUGAUGGAGAUAAGGUAUGGCGCCACAGGAAAUGCAGUAAGGGUGGAAGUUGUUGUUUACACUGGGAAAGAAGGAAGGAGCUCCCAAGGGUGCCCUAUAGCUAAAUGGGUGAUCCGGCGAGGCAGCGAAGAGGAGAAAUUGCUGUGUUUGGUCCGUCGGAGGCCAGGGCACACCUGCGACACUGCUGUGCUGGUGAUCCUCAUUUUGGCAUGGGAGGGAAUCCCCCGGCCAGUGGCGGACCACCUCUACCAGGAGCUGACAGAUACCCUCUUCAAAUACGGCUCCCCCACCAGCCGCCGCUGUGCCCUCAAUGAAGAUCGCACGUGUGCAUGUCAAGGCUUGGACUCGGACACUUGUGGAGCCUCGUUUUCCUUCGGCUGCUCCUGGAGUAUGUACUUUAAUGGCUGCAAGUUUGCUCGCAGCAAAGUGCCCCGCAAGUUUCGUCUUCUUGGAGACCUCCGGGAAGAGGAGGAGAAGGUGGAGAACAAUCUUCAGAAUCUUGCCACUGACCUUGCACCACUUUACAAAAGACUGGCCCCUGAUGCUUUCCAGAACCAGGUGGAGUAUGAGGCAGCAGGGGAAGACUGCAGGCUGGGCAAGAAGGAGGGACGUCCCUUUUCUGGAGUCACGGCCUGUGUGGACUUCUGCGCCCACGCCCACAAGGACACCAGCAACAUGAACAACGGCAGCACUGUGGUUUGCACUUUAACAAAGGAAGAUAACCGUGCAGUGCGUAAUAUACCAGAGGAUGAACAGCUCCAUGUGUUACCACUUUACAAGAUUGAUCACAGGGAUGAGUUUGGUCAGGUUCAGGGCCAGUGGGCCAAGAUCCACAGUGGUGCUCUGCAGGUUCUGUCCUCAUUUCCACGAGAGGUGCGUCUACUGGCUGAGCCUGCAAAAUCAGCUCGUAAGAUGAGGCAAGAAGCUCGCCAGAAGGCUCAAGCGGACAGGAUGGAGAAAAAGCUGGGACUGACUUCUCCCAGUCCUGGGAAAGUGAAAACUGAGAUUGCCAAACAAGAGUCACAAGGCUUCUACAGCUCUUACAAACUACUACCCAGACCUGCCAAUUUUGGAAGGUUGCCUCCAGAAAGAAAUCAACCCAGCGCUUACAGUCAGAGCACCAGCAGCUACUCCACUCCAGGUGCCGGGGUCCCCCCGCAGAUGGAGGUCAUCAGCCCUAACCACCAUGGACUUCCUGGCCUCCAGUUUAUACAGAAUGGCUCUGCUCUGAACUGUAAAACAGUGAGUGACACCAUGAACAGUCAUUCUCCAGCAUCUGGUGAACAGGGUGCUCCGUUAGAACGUAUACCUCUACACAACACCCAAAGUGACUAUGCUUUUAAAACUGAGCCCAACAAGGUGCACUGCUCUCCUCUGCACAGACUCUCCCCCAACGGGAGAGCCCCUCCUCCAGCCUCCUUCUCCCCCAGACCUACCUCUGAGGGCCUCUUCAGCAGGCUCAACGGACUCCACCAGCCUACGGGAGCAGAAGUCCGGAGUCACGGCUUCCAUCCAGGCUCAUCUCUCCCCCCGCAAACCUCCCCACUUCCAGUACAGACUCCCCCACCUGAACCAGAGGACAUGAAGCAGGAAGAGGUGUGGUCAGACAGCGAACACAACUUCCUGGACCAAGACAUAGGCGGGGUCGCUGUGGCACCAUCCCACGGCUCCAUCCUAAUUGAAUGUGCACGGCGGGAGCUCCACGCCACUACCCCCAUCCUCAGACCAAACCGCAGCCACCCCACCCGCAUUUCCCUGGUCUUUUACCAGCACAAGUCCCUGAACGAGCCCGGCCACGGGAUGGCCAUGUGGGAUGCAAAAAUGGCCAAGCGGGAACGGGAUCGGGAGGAGGAGGCCGAGAGAUCAAGACUGGAGGGCAGCACAAGUGCAGAUACGGGGAAGAACGGUAGAAGUCUCGGAGGGUUGAAGGGAGCGGAGGAAACGGACGAGGAGACAGACGAUGCAAGGAGGGUUAUGAAUGUCCCGACACGUCAAGCUUGGACUCUACCAAGAGAUGGCGUCAUCACUGUGUCCCCUUAUGCUCUUACCCAAGUGACAGGCCCUUACAAUCGCUGGACUUAGUCAAGCUGUCUCACACACACAAAACUCCUACAGCGUGUGCUUCUGCCUUACCUCAACUUCAAACUGCUACUCUCAUUUUUGUCAUUUUCAUUGUGUUUCUCUAAUAUCUGUUCACUUUGUCCUUCUUCGUCUCUGCUGUCAUAGUGAUGAAAAGGACAAGUUUGUCGGCUUUUUAACUGUGAGUUUCGGUGUUGGUUUUUAUUGUAAACAGAUGGUGCUUUGAAGAGUUUAAAGAUGUUUUUAGCUGGUUUUAUAUACAUGAUUAAGAACAAAAAAAGAUGUGAUUAUUUAUUCUGAUCAUAACGAUUUUCUAUUUAAUUUCUGGUGUAAGCCUGUUUACUGCAAGAUUUCUAAGAUAACCUGCAUUAUGUUGUACAGUAGGAGUGUACUUUUUAUUUCAGCCAAUAGUGCUCUUCUCAUUAGCGGAGCCUCAUUGGCUUUUACUUUGGUGCCAUUUUCACUGUACUUCUUUAAGCAAAUUCAUUACGUUGCAUUAUGUAGACUUAAUAUUCUGCAUAUAUACAUAUAUAUAUAUAUAUAUGUAUGUAUAUUAACUACAGAUUGUCACAUGUAGCAUUGUGAUUGUCCUUUUGCUGCCAUUGACAUCUGUUGGCGGUUGGUGAAAGAAAUGUAUCUUGAGUUUUUUGUUCUGUUUAUUUUCUCCAAAUCUGGAUUGUUUAUCUUUUAUUUCACAGAAAUGUAUGACAUAUUAAGAAGCACUUUUUUAUUUUCUAAACUCCUAAACUUAACUUGAAAAAAGUCCAUAGGCCCUAUAUAUAUAUUUAUAUAUACGUGUGUAUAUAUGUAUAUAUAUACACGUAUAGAUACAAAUAUAUCUAUACGUAUAGAUUUAUAUAUGUUUAUAUAUAUCUAUACGUAUAUAUAUUUUAACAUGAACCUAUCUGUCACAGUGUUUCUGCAUGUGUUUGUUUCUCCCGCUUUUAAUUGAAAAUGGCAUACAUAUCUUAUCCAAUGAGACAUAGAACUCACCAUAAAGAGGAAUGGUGAAAUGCUGCAACAGUGAAGUGCUUAUCACGUUGGCACUUAACUUAUAUUCAGUUUUUGGAAUUCAAUCCUCUCAUAGGGAACAAGUGUGAUUAUAGGAAUUAAAAAGCUUACUGUAGAUUUUAAUGGUGCUACAGCAGCCUGUUUUCUUAAGAGAAACCACAAAGUGUCAGAUUUGUCAACAGAACGUGGCCAGCUUUCUUGUCCAUAGUGUGGAUGUAAACACAGAAAUGUGUUGGACGCUCUGGAUAAUCAAGCUGUUUCCUCUGUUGACGUGUCUUUGCUUUUGUUGUGAAACCACUCAAACAUUACAUCCCACUGAAGAUGAUUUUGAGCGGUCGACCCUUGUGUGGACUUUGUUUACAGAUAGCUUCUUUACAGGGUCUGAAUACAGGGGUUACUGUAAACUCCUGGUGAAUCAGGAUUUUUAUUCUUAUAAUUUUACCCGUGAAAGAGAAGCUCUUAAUUUUAAGAACACAUGGAUAAAAUUUUAGCACAAGCCUUCAAUGAUAUUUACACUAAUACUGACAGCAUAACAUCUCCUGUAGACACAUUUUGGGCGUUUACGCACUUAACCUUGUAUAUUUGGUGCUAACAGAACAUGAUGUCAAGGUACAAACAUUGACCUAUCCAGGUUAUAGACCCUAAAACAGGAUGGCAUGGUGCUUUUUGAAAUCACAGGUGUGUUGUGUAUUCAACACAAAGUUGGUUUUUAUCAUUUCCUUGAAUCAUUGUUGACAGAUAUCAGACUAAGCUGAAUUAAUCAAGAUGUUUGCAAGUGCCAGUAAAAAAAACAAGAGUUCCAGUGUCUUCCACAGAUGACCCAAUUCUCCAGCAAUUCUAAAAAAUCACAUCUAACAUGCAAAAUAAAUGAAUGUACCGUAAACAGUUUUGGAACACUUGAUUUACAAAAGAACGUUUUGGAACAACACGUGAAAAAAUUAAAGUUGUAAAUGUUUCUUUUCAUUUGCUGUUCGGGACCUUCUCAGUCCACGUGGAACAUUUUUGUAAGGAACUAACAACGAGCACCAGCAUUCAAAUAGACUGUAAAUAUGUAUGUGAACCACAUUGUUUUUACUGUAUUGUUAAUGGUGUUUAGACAAUGGGUGGUCUUUGAUAUUUUGAAACUGAAUUACUGUACAAUGCUGAAAGUAUUUCCAGUUUAGACUUGAGAGGAGACACAAGUUUAGCAUUCCUUUUAUGGAUGGCUGAUCUCUUUCAGGAUUGUGAAAUAAAGUCAUAUUUAUAUUUUGGACCUGA
Messenger RNA from Cololabis saira (Pacific saury), 9307 nucleotides. RefSeq names its product tet methylcytosine dioxygenase 1 (gene tet1). NCBI's taxonomy places the organism in Eukaryota, Metazoa, Chordata, Actinopteri, Beloniformes, Belonidae. The record is from RefSeq and is a predicted model, not a curated record. Gene Ontology annotation, biological process: oxidative demethylation; positive regulation of transcription by RNA polymerase II. The transcript is spliced from 12 exons. Bases 464 to 7042 code for a protein of 2192 amino acids. Gene Ontology annotation, molecular function: DNA 5-methylcytosine dioxygenase activity; zinc ion binding; DNA binding. Gene Ontology annotation, cellular component: nucleus.